Molecule: messenger RNA, 285 nt
Organism: Cooperia oncophora
Lineage: Eukaryota; Metazoa; Nematoda; Chromadorea; Rhabditida; Trichostrongylidae
Source: the annotation of a GenBank genome assembly
AUGUAUAUCGGUUUGAAUCUUACAACGGCUAGCAGUUUCCAAAUGUUGAGAGGAGCUGUUAUUGUCUUCACUGGUCUGCUCUCCGUUGGAUUGCUGGGAGCACGCAUUCAGGGUUUCAAAUGGAUUGGAAUGGUCUUUGUUAUCUUGGGAUUGGCCGUCGUGGGAGUGACUGACAUUCUCUACGAUGAUGAUCCUCUCGACGACAAGAACGCUAUAAUUACUGGUACUUCAGUCGAGCUAUUUUUAAAUUUAGUCUUGUCCAGUAUUUCACAAAUUUACUGUUAG